Messenger RNA from Brassica rapa (field mustard), 2846 nucleotides. RefSeq lists its product as uncharacterized. NCBI's taxonomy places the organism in Eukaryota, Viridiplantae, Streptophyta, Magnoliopsida, Brassicales, Brassicaceae. The record is from RefSeq and is a predicted model, not a curated record.
GACACCUUUUUUUCUUCUAUCACACCAGUCGCUUCUACUUUUUGGGGGUGGGAGAGAGAAACGAUGGCAGAUGGCUACGGCUACGGCUACGGCUACGGCGGUUUCUCUGGAGUACCGUACCCGAUCUUUCUUACCUCUCCGUCUCCUCAUCCUCCAACUUCUGCGCCGCCGAUCCAACCUUUUGAGUCCUCCUAUGAUCCAACCCAAGGAGGGUUUGAUCCGAUGAUUUCUCAUGGCUCUUAUCACCGAUCGCCGGCUGAUUGGUCCAAUCAUCCAUCGUAUGGUGAUAAUUCUCGCUCUCAGACGCCUUCUUCAUCGUUUGGAAACCGUGGUCCCAGGGCUGAAGAUUCUCAUAAAGACUUGUUCUCACCGAGUGGAUUUAACCCUUCAAGGGGAUCAUCAUCUGAUGCUGUGCCAUUUCCCACUGAGAAUUUCUUAGAGAGGCAACGCUAUGAGUGGGUGCCUUACACCUCAGCUUCUUUAGCAGAUAUGCUUAUCAGAAACUCUCAGGAACCGUUCUAUAAGCCUAUGCCGCCUUCUGGUGUUAAUGCUUUUGAUGAUAAACGUCCAGGAUAUUACCAUCAUCAUGGCUAUGAUAAACCUGAGAGUAUGAAUGCUCCCCCUGGUCUUUCCGUGGAGCCUUGCGUACCUGUUCCGUCUUUACCAAUGUCUAGCAUGAAAACUGAAGCUCUCUUUGAUGGAAGUCAGACUGGGCUUCGUUUAGGAGAUGGGAGAUCAUUCUUUGGUGAUGCACCUGAGAAUAUUCAAUCUAGCUUGCACGGUUCUUCUGUUGAACCGGUGAAUUUCGACGUGUUGCUUGGAUAUGGUGAAGCCACUGGUCAUGUCAAGCCUUUGUCCGAGAAGACUGUUGGCUCGCCUAGUUCAAGGAGUCUCCGUUCUUCCCUCCCGCCACAAUUCAAUGUCGAGUCCUCGGGUUCUCUGUUUAAGGAAAAACGAGAAGGUAGUGGUGUCUCCUCCCUUUAUCAGAUGCCGAAUACGUUGGUCGCUGACAUUGAGAAUGGUAUUUCUGAGAGCUCCUUGAAGAAUGCGAUCGAAGAUUUGAAUUCCAAUGAGCAUAGAUCCUGGAACCACUUCAUGGUAUCUUCUGAGGGGCCUUCAGCUCCUACUGUGUUUUCUAUGGGAAGUGAGCCAUGUGGUGCAAUGAAAGCGGAUAAUGGCUAUGCUGCUUAUUCAGCUGUCAACUAUAAAACCCCUUCCGAAGGUAGUGCUAUUCAACCUAAUGAAGAUGUUCAAGCCGGUGUGGAGACAUGUAAGCCCCAGGAACAACUGUUCGAUACGAUGAAUAGAGCUAAGAAGACCAGUUUGUUGACAGAUCUUUGUAUCAAAGGGAGUAGUAGAUCUGAUGGAGAUGAUGUCUCAACUGGCCGAUCACCUGAAAAGCAUUUAAGUGAUGAAGGAGAUUUCCCAUCCCCGCCUUCUUCUCCAAGAGUUUCUUCCGUGAUUAAUGCCAUGCAUAAUCUGUCAGAAGUGCUUGUAUAUGAAUGCCUCAACAAUGGGAGCUGGCUGAUGCCGGAACAACUUGAGAACCUUGAUAAAGUAGUAGAGAAUCUCACCAAGUGCUUAAAGAAAAUCACCAGUAACAAGACAAUAGCAGGGGAAGCAUCAGUUCCAACUCCAGCUAUGAAUGUAUCAUGUCCAAACGUGGUUGAUCUUAAUGAGGCCCCAAAUGUAGUUGCUAAAGACUGUAAUGUCAAGCCACUAGACAGCUUUGGACUCAAAGAACCGGUGGAUAAGGAUACGACUGAGAUGACCCAGAGUAUUAAGAACAUACUUACUUCCAAAUUUCCUGAUGGUGAAGAAAAGCACCCACAAACACUCUUGUACAAGAAUCUCUGGCUCGAAACUGAAGCUGCCUUAUGUUCCUCGACUUGCAUGGCUCGCUACCAUCGUAUCAAGAACGAGAUUGAUAAUCUCAAAUUGCAGAAUAAAGAGGUCUCUGCAGAUGCAUCAACCUUUAUGCAGGAACCUUUUCUUAACCCGACGAAAUCGGUUUCCAUCAUGAAUACUGCAGAACAGGAGACGACUGAAUCACUCAUCAAACACGGGAGCUAUGGUGGGAACAAUGUAGUGACAACGAGUCAUGACGCACCACAAAGCUUUAAAUUCAACUCUAAUCCCGUGGAUGCAGUAUUUUCACUUAUGUCCAGAAGCUUUACCGGUGGUUUAGAACAGGAAAAUCAUGGGAACGUCAAGCCCACAGCAGGGGAAAAGUGUGAUGAUGUUAUAGACCGGUUUCAGAUUCUGAAGCUUCUGGAAACAAAGCGCAAACUCAAAUCUCAGAACUGCCCGGAUUCAGAUAUUGGUGUUGUAAACAGGCUUCAGAUUCUGAGGCCGCAGGAAACAGAUUGCAAACUCAAUUCUCAGAACUUCACAGAGACGAGAGAGGAUAAUCCAGAUCAUCAACCUUCGGAGAUGGCUAAAAUUGGCAGACGCAGCCACGUGACUGAUGUGAUGGAUAGAUUUCAGAUACUAAAACGCCGAGAAGCUGAGCAAGUUCAGAAGAGCUUGGACACAGAUUCAGAUUCAGAAGACGAUCAGCCAAGAAACAAGACGCAAAUUUGUGAUCACCUCUGGCCAGACUCGAUGAUGAAAGUAGGUAGAGAGUCGCAGAACGAGAUGCACGUCGGUGCUGAACCAUCUGGAUACUCGGACUGGGAACAUGUCCUCAGGGAUGAUUGAUUACUGGAACUUCCUUGGACAAGCAGUUUCGAUCCCUUUUAAUUGCUUUGUUUGUGUAUAAAUAAAACGGCUUUGUGUGACUGACAUUAAAUGAAACUGUGUGGAGUGGUAUUUACUGUCUUUAAAUUUGAUGUGUUGUUCCUAAG